Cercospora beticola is the source of this 1502-nucleotide messenger RNA. It is a transcript of the gene ILT1, whose product is annotated as Ilt1p. NCBI's taxonomy places the organism in Eukaryota, Fungi, Ascomycota, Dothideomycetes, Mycosphaerellales, Mycosphaerellaceae. The record is from RefSeq and is a predicted model, not a curated record. Gene Ontology annotation, cellular component: membrane.
AUCUUGCAUGUGAAAGUGCAGUCAGCAUAUGUGUCCUUGAGAUGAGAUCGCUUCAUGUCUGGUAUUUCGGUGUCCUGAACUAGUUUGCUACACUUCCGAGGCAAUUUGCUUCCCUUCCACGGUCAAGGAGAAAUUCUCCACCACGACUAGGAUAUGCUCGGACAAGCAAGAAACCCUGAGAAGCUAGUUUCUCAAUAUCCCCGACCUGCCUGAGGCCCGGCGUGACUUCAGAUCUCACCAUCAUGGACAAUGCUGUGGUUGCAGACGUGUUCGGCACGCUGGGUGCAGUCUUCUGGUCCAUACAGCUGCUGCCUCAAAUCUGGCUCAACUAUCGCCGUCACAAUGCCAUCGGUCUUCAGCCCUCGAUGAUGAUGCUGUGGGCAUGGGCAGGGGUACCGCUUGGAGUGUACAACGUCGCACGAGAUCUCAGCAUACCGCUGCAGAUACAGCCCCAGAUCUUGAGUUUGCUCAGUCUGCUGACUUGGAUCCAGUGCUACUACUAUGAGCACAAGUGGUCUUUGUGGAAGGCGGCAGGCGUAGUUGUGCCGGUUGCGGCACUGAUGGGUGGCAUCGAGGUCGGGCUCGUCUUCGCCAUGAGACAUGCCGAAAGAAGAGGAAUGGAGUGGCCGCUGACAUUGAUGGCCGUACUCGCUGCGCUACUUCUGGCUCUUGGGGUCUUGAGGCAUUACUGGGACAUAUAUGUGCAUCGGACAGUUCGCGGCAUCUCUUUCCUCUUCGUCGGUCUCGAUGCGGCAGGAGACUUGGUAUCUAUCAUCUCCGUUGCUUUUGAGCGACAUCUGGACAUCCUGGGCCUUGUCAUAUAUGGCGUCGAAUUGGCAUUAUGGGUUGGAAUCUUCGCCGCAGGUGGAUACUACAAUUUGUUGCCAUGUUUGAAACAGCGUUGGAUGAGACCGGCCAUCAGCACAUCUUCGAUGCCCGAUAACAAUAUAUCACCUGCCCGGGCUCCUUCAACGGCCAUUGCGCUGCAUGACUUGCCAUCUUCCACAUCCGUGUUCCGAACGCCGUCUUCGGAUAUACAGCAUCGCGUAAGCCAUCCCGCCAUGGUCGAAGCUUGAAGAGGGAUCCUCUCGAAUGUUGAGCAAUGAACCAAUCUUGCCGUGCAAGAUGCACGGGCAAAAAUUAUUUCAAGCAGAUGCAUGUGCUCAGUGAAGCAUCAUUCACAGACAUUGUGCUUCUUUCACGUGUUGUGGACUCGGAACAAGCAAUCACUGCAUCGAGGUCGAGCACAUGGUAUGAGUCUUGUGGGCUCAACCCAGGGGCUCCUGAGAUGUUGAACUCGGUCCUCGUGCUGCUUGCAGAGGCCCCUUGGUAACGGGUGCACUUUAGUGUGUAGCAUGUGAAAGAUGAGGUGAAGGAUGGAGUGGUGAAGUUCUGGCUACUGCAGCAGCGGCAACGUUCUUGCCAAAUGCACAAACACUUGCAAACUUCACAUCAACUUCUGCAUUAGCGCGCUCACGAAACUCACCCGCGCCGUUGAAGGU